AUGUCAAGCUUCCACAUCAAAAAUCUCAAAAUCUUUGUAUGUUUUUCUAUUAUUUGCAUCAUCCUGCUGAGUUACAUCAUUCACCUAAACUCAUUCAAGCCAGAGAGCACAGGGAUAGAGGUGAGCACCCACUGCUACAGGACUGAGGAUCAGAUUCUGUCCAAUCACUGGAGCGGGAAGCGAGGAGAAAUGUCUCUACCAGACCUCUGCAUAGCACCUAAAAGAACCUCAUUCCUCCCAAUCCAACAUUCUCUGGCCUCUACGGAAAAUGUAGAGCCAUCAAGAACUAUAUCCAGUGACACCGACCAGCAAGUACACAAGCUGCUGAGUUCCAUGCAGCAAAGACUAGUGAAAUCAACAUUUGUAAGUUUCAAUGCAACAAGCAGUGCUAAGAACAGCUUUGCCACCCUUUUAAAUAAUGUCUCAAAUGUAUGUCUUGGAGACACAUUAAUUGUUUCAGUUGAAAUGUUCAAUUAUCUGGGGGAAAGAAAAACCCACGGAGGAGACUUUUUACGAGCCCGGAUCUUUUCACCCAACCUCGGAGCUGGAGCUUCGGGAAGAAUUGAGGACUUCGACAAUGGCACCUAUAAUAUCUAUUUUACAUUAUUUUGGGAAGGACGUGUAUCGAUUUCUAUUCUUUUACUGCAUCCAAGUGAAGGAGUGUCUGUUUUAUGGAAAUUACGGAAUGCAAGAUACAAAUAUAUCAUUUUCACAGGACAGUUCCUCAACAAUACUAAAGAGGUGUCCACGGAAUGUGGCUUUCAGUUGGCCUCGAAACAAAAGGAAAUGUGCGAAUAUACCGAUAACAUAUAUGAAGAGAAUUUCUAUUGCAUGAAACUACCUGGUGUCCCGUGUGAGGCGUUUAUAAGACUGAAGAGUGAUAAUACACCUUAUUUUUACCUCAACAAAAAGGAGAAGCAAAUGUUUGUAAGAUCCAAUAUAGGCGUGGAGAUUCCAAAGAACAUUGGCAGUGUUGAUGUUCAGCAAUGCAACAGACGUUCUAGAAAACCAGAGUCAAACUGCAAAACCGGGGAAGAUCCUUUAUUGCCGAGUGGUUAUUUUUUCAAAACACAAUGGAACCCUGCCAACUGUAAAAGUUAUCUUCCUGAGUCCUCUUCUGCCAUCAGCAAAUGUCUGUCUGGUAAAAUGAUCUAUUUUAUGGGAGAUUCAACGUUGCGCCAAUGGAUUGAGUACAUGCCAAGAGUCAUAAAAACAUUGAAGUUUUUUGACAUGCAUGGAAUGGGCAAUCACAGGACUCGCUUAGCUUUGGACCUGGAAAACAAUUUGUAUGUCAAGUGGAAGAAGCAUGGGCACCCAUUUGUAACUCAUUACUUCUACACCAUGAGAGACUUCUCAUAUAUAGCCAGGGAAAUUGACCAGCUUGCCGGAGGUUCAAACACUGUCAUUGCCAUCACGCUGGGACAGCAUUUUAGACCCUUCCCCAUUACCCUCUUCAUCAGAAGACUUCUCAAUAUACGUAAAGCAAUAGAGAACCUUUUCAAAAGAAGCCCAGACACAACGGUCAUCCUAAAGACAGAGAAUACCCGAGAGAUCAAUCCAGAUGUAGAACGAUUCAGUGACUUUCAUGGCUACAGUCAGUACCUCUUAAUGAAGGAAGUCUUUUUGAGUCUUAAUGUUGGGGUGAUUGAUGCUUGGGACAUGACCACAGCUUUUGGAUCUUAUAUUGCUCAUCCAGCUGAGACCAUAAUUCAGAAUCAGAUCAACAUGUUUCUGUCUUUUAUCUGUUAG
Messenger RNA from Nanorana parkeri, 1749 nucleotides. RefSeq names its product NXPE family member 2-like. The record is from RefSeq and is a predicted model, not a curated record. Lineage: Eukaryota; Metazoa; Chordata; Amphibia; Anura; Dicroglossidae. The transcript has 7 exons. The coding region runs from base 1 to 1749 and encodes 582 amino acids.